Molecule: messenger RNA, 5315 nt
Organism: Hypanus sabinus (Atlantic stingray)
Lineage: Eukaryota; Metazoa; Chordata; Chondrichthyes; Myliobatiformes; Dasyatidae
Gene: mdm4
Product: MDM4 regulator of p53
Exons: 7
Coding region: 2879-4075 (398 amino acids)
Biological process (GO): regulation of cell cycle; protein ubiquitination; negative regulation of apoptotic process
Cellular component (GO): nucleus
Molecular function (GO): ubiquitin protein ligase activity
Source: RefSeq, a predicted model, not a curated record
CUUGCCAUUCUAUCAAAGCACACCAUUGUACUUGUCUGAACAAGGCAAAGAAAGAAGCUAAUGGGGGGGGAAAUUGUAGUGAGGAAAUGUGUGGUAAAACAUCCCCAUCCAGGUACUGGUUUGAUCAAUGUACAUUGAUUAAGAUUAUUCCAAUUAAGUUGUUUUGCAGAACCGUUACCAUUUGAAAAGAAGGGAGAAUAAACAGUUUCAAAAGGAUAUGAGUAUUGAAGGUGUACUAUUUAUGCGCGCAUUUUUGUCUAUAAUGUUACUUUGCUUUUGAAAAUCAUGGGCUGAACUUUAGUCUGUUGGCUGCAGUUUGAUGGAAAGAGCAUCUGAUCAAUGUGCACGUCAGCUAACAACUUGUUUGGAGGUAGAAGACCCUAUGGAUUAAAAACUUCCACGAGUUGCAGCAUUCUGUUAGUUUGUGAAAUAUGGCAUCUCAGUCAGCCUCCCACGCAUGCUUGCUGCAUUGCCUAAUCAGAUUCCUAUUAAACCUACUGCAGAACUCAAUCUUUCCUAGUGUAAAAAUCAAAGAAUUUGCUUAGUCAGGGAAUUGUUGGAAAUAUGAGAGCAAUAGAAUUAUUUUAUUAUUCCCUUUCCGUCUCUCUUUAUUCUCUUGAUUCAUACUUUCUCAUUUUGCGAUGAGUUUGACAUUAAAUUUGCUCAUUCUUAAUCGUCCUGUAUGUUACCAUUGCAGACAUUCCCAAAUCCUUCUGUUGUGCUCUUACUAACAACAAUUUAGAGGGCAAAGUGGUUGGUUUUGAGUUUGAAGAGCACUUUUAACUCAUCGUCACACAGUAUAAUUCCAUUUCAGCAAAUUAGUGUAUUUUUGAAUAGAACUUGUGUUUAUGUGUUAUAAAAUAAUGAUUCAUGGGAUAUAGUUUCUGACAAGCAAAUAAUUACAUUAAGAAGAAAUUAAAGCUGUUGUGUUUGGCUUGGAGAGAAACUGGAUCAGGAGUCAAGACUGAUACAGAAAUCUAAUUAUGUUGAUUUGCAUUUGAGAUCUGGCAUUGAUAAACUAAUACAGAAUAACCGCUGUUCUCUGCUGUCUAGCUGCAUGUAAUUUAUUCACUAUAAUCAUUUGAAUUAACCAUCCGAAUGCAUUUUGUUUGUGUAAAAGACCUGUGUCUAUUAUUCCAGGUUUUGACAUUGCAUAAUUCAUCAGCUAUUGAGUGGGUUAUACUUAUCAUACCAUAUAAUGACAGAUUACUCAAAUAAGCAAACCGGAUAUUCAGCUAAGAUAACGGGAACACUGAUCCAGCUGAAUUAUGUUGAUUGCAGCUAGCUGUAAUGCAUAUGUUGUUGGGAUGGUCCAGCAGUUGUAACUGAAUUGUUGCCAUUUCUCAUCGUAAGUGCUACUAAGCUUAGAAUUACCAAGCAAUGUGGAAGUCCCAAGUUUGCUGGCCACUUUUAGGACUAUUACCUAGACCGGAGGAGAAUGAGGAGAGAUUUGAUAGAGGUAUUCAAAAUUAUGAGGGGUAUAGAUGGGGUAACUGCAAUCAGGCUUUUUGCACUGAGGUCGGGUGAGACUCGAACUAGAGGUCAUGAGUUAAGGGUGAAAGGUGGAAUGUUUAAGGGGAACUUGAGGGAGAACUUCACUCAGACAGUGGUGCAAGUGUGGACCAAGCAGCCAAUGGGAGUGGUGGAUGCAGAUUUGAUUGCAAUGCUUAAGAGAAGUUUAGAUAGAUACAUGGAUGGAAGGGAUAUGAGGGGCUAAGGUUCAGGCGCAGGUCGAUGGGACUAGGCAGAUUAGUAGUUUGGCAUGGACUGGAUUGGCUGAAGGAUGUGUUUCUGUGCUGUAGUGCUCUAUGACUGACUUUUCCUGGGAUUAGCCAACUGUCAUCAGUGUUACCUUGUGGCAGCAGCGUGUGAAUUUGCUGCAGUCCCCCCAGCAGUAAAGCAGGGGAAUCUGCAUGGCGAUUUCUUCAAUUUGUCUGUAAAGGAUCAGAUAAGUAUGAGGAUAUAUACCUUUGUUCUAACUAAUUGCAUUUGUCCAAUUGGUUUAAAUGAAUUUUAAUUUUACUUUUCUAAAAAUUAAAAUUCCAUCUUUGAUUUUUAUUACAUUGAAGUUUUGAGUUACUUCUGAAUGUCAGGAGCAUUCAGAAAUAUUUUAAAUCCAGAAGUGAUUAGUUUAGUUCAGCAUUUGAUUACUGAUUUAAUUGCACAACAUUAUAGGCCAAAGGGUCACUUGGCUGUAUAUGUUCUGUGUUGACUUGAUGGUUUGUUAAGAUCAUGCAUGAUUUAUCCUGCAGGCAAAAUUAUUUUUCCAUUUGUUUUGUGGAGAGAAUUAGCUUCCCCUCCUCCCACCCACAACUCCCCUCCCCAGUCCUCUCCUAACUUUAAGUAAAGUCCUUGUGCGGUGCAGGCUCUUACAGUUUUAGAUAGGGAAGGGGCUUGAUGACAGCUUUGAAAAGUAAGUCAAUCCAGGAUAGGGAAGUAUAUUCCUAGCAAUUAUCAAAGUGCUGAUCGUAGGCCAGUCACCAUCGGCACCAAACCUGACCAACUGUUGUGGUUGGUUUGUACUUCAUGUGUUUCAAGAAAAUGAAAUAAUAUACUCAUUCUUGGACUACAUAGUUUUAAAAUGAGUGUUUUAAUAAGUAACAUAAUAUGCAAUAUCAUUUAUAUGUGCAUUCCCCCUCCCCACCCCAUCCCCUUGCCUCUUUUUAUUGCCCUUGUAGGUCCCUGCUGCCGCUGUGCUUCCUCCUUCAGCCAGCGUGUUUUUGGUUGCAGACUUCCAGUGACUGCUUUCAGUCUUGCUUCCUGAUCAGCUGACAGAAGCUGCACUCUGCCGGGUGUGAUUGGUCCUGCCAAUUCACCCUCCCCAAUCAACAGUGAGCACUCCUCUGCACAGUGCUCCAUCUGGCAGUCUGGCCAAGAAAUGAUGAAGCUCCCCCUAGUGGGGGCAGAUGCUGCACAGACUCGCACACUUGUAAAGGAUACGAAAUGCCUGCCUAUGAGGGAAGACCUUCCGAAGUGCCCUGCAUCAGGGGAAUGUGAAGAUGUAACAGCUGCCUGGAACAAUGCACUUACAGCUACCUCACACUUAAAACGAAAAAACUCUGAAUCAGAUGAGUCUCUAACAGAUGAUCACACUGAAUAUCAAGCCAAAAAAUUAAAAGCAGAUGACGUUUCUGAUCUCUGGGAUGCUGCUGGACUGCCAUGGUGGUUUAUAAAAACCUUGCGUUCUAAUUAUGGAAGCAAGAAGAGUGGAUCAACUGAUAUUCAUAGUAACCAGGAUAUAGACACUGCCAUUGUCUCUGACUCGACUGAUGAUCUGUGGUUUCUGAAUGAAGCUCCUACUGACCAAAUAAACACAGAGAUAAAGUUGGACACUGUUGAGUUGAAAGCGAAAGAUGUUUGUGAGGGCCUGGUGGAGGAAGGAGACAACACAGAUCAGAAGGAGGUUAUUGAAGUUACAGUAUUUGAAACGGAAAAGGACACAGUGGAUUCAGGGGAUGAGACUGACACAGAAAUAUCUCAUUUGGCCGAGGAUUCCAGUGACUUGAAGGACUCUUGGAAAUGUACUAAAUGCGGAAGGUUGAAUCCCUCUCAAAAGCAAUACUGCCUUCAGUGUUGGGCACUUCGUAAAGGCUGGCACCUAAAUUGUCCCAGGUUUGUACCGUGCAUUUCUGACCCAUCCAUCAGCUUUGGAGAAGGUGAGGACGAUGAAGGUAUUGACGUUCCUGACUGUCAGAGGUCUAUCUCUGAGCCUCUGCUUCAGACUGAAGUUGUCAAAUGCAAGGAGAAAGGGAAACAUAUCCAGGGCCGAGCAUCUAGAGAGAGAUUUCUACAACCAUCCACUUCAAGUAUCAGCUUAUGUGGGAGCAAAGAGGAGGUUGAAUCCACAUGUGAAGAAACAAAAGUACAACACAAGGAAUCCUUGCAUUUUCAAAGAAAUCACUUGGGGCCCUGUCUUAUCUGUGGUGUGCGUCCAAGGACUGGGAAUAUCAUUCAUGGAAAGACAGGACACCUUGUAGCAUGCUAUGCAUGUGCUAAAAUGUUAUAUAAGCGUAAACUGCCUUGUCCUGUAUGCGUGCAGCCGAUUACUGCAGUAAUUAAAACUUUCAUAGGGUAAACAACUUGCUUAGUUAAAUACUAAGCAAUAUUCAAGUGAACAUGUAGCAUAACUCCUCAGAUUCUGAUCCAUCCAGUAGUUUCUGGUCACUUUUGUUGUGAUAUGGUUAAGAUGACUGAGAAUCUGUAACUUCAGAGAAGUGGGUGUACUUCAAUCAUUCCAGAGAGUUGCCAUGGGUUCGUGCCAUAGAUGCUAAAUGUUGGGUGUAAAACACACCACAGAGGGAAAUUAAACUUAUUCAGUUGCAACUUUGAUUCAUGAUCCCAUCAUUAGUGAGGUGCUUUGGGAGAUAAUGAGACUAAUUGAAAUGAUUACUGAAACAAUACCGUUGAUGGCUACCAGUACAACUAAAUAUCAUGCACGGUAUGUCAGAUGAAAGAGUAUUUUAGGGAUUUAACUUCAGUGAUUAAGUGUGGAGUUGACCAGUUUUUUUGUUUAGCAUAAUGUCUAGCUCUUAGCAAAACAUUGAGAAGUCAAAAACCUGGUUGCCACAUUUUGGAAUUACAAAGUUAGCCAGAGUUGGAUUCAUACUUCCACUAUUGGAUUACGUUUCAUUGCAAGUCGGAGAAUUUGUAUGCUGGGGACACCACAUUUUCUUUUCUUAUGUAGGAAGAUAACUGUCUCAUACUGUUUUUUGCUCCAUUUUGAGCACUAAUGGACCAAUGCCUUAAGUCAUAGCCAAUGUUGAAUUGUAAGGAACACUAAUCUAGCAAGCUAUGUUACACAGAUGUUACAAAGAGAGUCACAAGAAUGGACGGCUACAUGCAGCCCAGUGUUUUGAGUUUGUUGUUCAUGCAUUUCCAAUCUUUAGCAAUACUAGGCCAUGUUUUGACUCUGAUGUUGCAAUGUUAAUAAUUACUGUUCUGAAUGUAGCUCCCGUUCAGAAAGGAAAAUAAAAAUUGUACUAAAGCUGAAGUUAAUAUUUCCCACCUUGACUCUACAGGAGAUGUGUAGUCAGUUCUGAACAGAUUCAGUUUUGAUUUGAAACUUGAGUUUAAAAUGGAGCUUUGUGAUAAAUUAUUUUCUCAGAAAUUAUAAAGUUCUUGUUUGUCAGUUUGCCUUGGGUACCCAGCCGGAUGUAAUUCUCGUACCACUUAAUCACUUCUGUUUCUAAUUAUGAGAGAAGGCUUUUGUAUUUACAGUAAAUAGUUACGUCCAUUUGGAAAACAUAUUAACAGUUCAAGCUCAGUAAGAAAUUUAUGAUUAAAGUUAAUAAAUAUGACAAUUAUUUAUUAUCAAA